Molecule: messenger RNA, 2392 nt
Organism: Zea mays
Lineage: Eukaryota; Viridiplantae; Streptophyta; Magnoliopsida; Poales; Poaceae
Product: cytochrome P450 734A2
Exons: 5
Coding region: 288-1922 (544 amino acids)
Biological process (GO): brassinosteroid homeostasis; brassinosteroid metabolic process
Molecular function (GO): heme binding; iron ion binding; oxidoreductase activity, acting on paired donors, with incorporation or reduction of molecular oxygen
Source: RefSeq, a predicted model, not a curated record
UCUCUCAUCAUCAGUCAUGCCUGCGCUCCCAGCCGGCCCCAUCGCCCGCCGGAACGGCCUCUCCACGUCGACCUCCCCACCACUAUAUAACCGCCCUACCCUUCCCUCACCGCAGACCCCCGCCAUUACCACCACCCUUUCCUUCAGAAUCCCUUGUCUCUGCGUGCGUGGCAACAAGCGCACGGCCAUUACCAGAAAGCCUGCUCCGCUCUGCUUGGUUCCAUUCCAAGAAGCAAAAGAGGAGGAGGAGGAGGAGGAGGAGGAGGAGGCGGCGGACUCAGACUGCAAUGAGGGAGGAGAUGGACAUAGACGCGACCGGCGCGGGCUGGCUGUCGUGGCGAGAGGCGGCGGUCGCCGUGCUCGCGUGGCUGGUGUUGCACGUGGCGACGCGCGUGGCGGAUGCGCUUUGGUGGCGGCCCCGUCGCCUGGAGGCACACUUCGCGGAGCAGGGUGUGCGCGGGCCGCCGUACCGUUUCCUGCUGGGGUCCGUGAAGGAGAUGGUGGGGCUCAUGGCGGAGGCCUCGGCCAAACCCAUGUCGCCGCCAACCUCCCACAACGCGCUACCCCGCGUGCUCGCCUUCUACCACUACUGGCGGAAGAUCUACGGACCGAGCUUCUUGAUCUGGUUCGGACCGACGCCUCGCCUAACGGUAGCGGAGCCGGAGCUGGUGCGCGAGAUCUUCCUCACGCGAGCAGAGGCGUUCGACCGCUACGAGGCGCAUCCCGUCGUGCGCCAGCUUGAGGGCGACGGCCUCGUCAGCCUCCACGGAGACAAGUGGGCGCUCCACCGCCGCGUGCUCACCGACGCCUUCUACCCGGACAACCUCAACCGGCUGGUGCCCCACGUCGGCAGGUCGGUGGCGGCGCUGGCGGCGAAGUGGAACGCCAUGGCGGCCGCCGCUGGGAACGGCGAGGUGGAGGUGGACGUAGCGGAGUGGUUCCAGGCUGUGACGGAGGAGGCCAUCACGCGCGUCACCUUCGGCCGCAGCUACGACGACGGCCGCGUCGUGUUCGCCAUGCAGGGCCGCCUGAUGGCCUACGCCUCCGAGGCCUUCCGCAAGGUCCUCGUCCCCGGCUACCGGUUCUUGCCCACCAAGAAGAACUGGCAGUCGUGGAAGCUGGGCAGGGAGAUACGGCGGAGCCUGACCCGGCUCAUCGCCCGGCGCAGCGGCAUGGCCGAGGAGGAGGAGGAGGUUCAGGCCGGCCACUCCGGAGGCUUCCGCGACCUUCUCGGUGCCAUGAUCAAUGCCGGUGAGAGGAAGACGCCGGCGGCGAUCCCGGUGGCGGACAUGCUGGAGGAGUGCAAGACUUUCUUCUUCGCCGGCAAGCAGACGACGACGAACCUUCUGGUCUGGGCCACCGUGCUCCUGGCCAUGCACCCGGAGUGGCAGGAGCGCGCCCGCAGCGAGGUGCUCGACAUCUGCGGCCCCGACGAGCUCCCGUCCAAGGAGCACCUCCCGAGACUCAAGACUCUGGGCAUGAUCAUAAACGAGACCCUCCGGCUGUACCCGCCGGCGGUGGCCACCAUCCGCCGCGCCAAGACGGACGUGCAGCUCUCGGACGGGUGCAUGAUCCCCCGCGACACGGAGCUGCUCAUCCCGAUCAUGGCCAUCCACCACGACGCCAGGUUCUGGGGCCCCGACGCCGCGCAGUUCAACCCCGCACGGUUCGCCGGCGGCACGGCCAGGGCGGCGAAGCACCCGCUGGCGUUCAUCCCGUUCGGGCUGGGCUCCCGGAUGUGCAUCGGCCAGAACCUGGCACGGCUGGAGGCCAAGCUCACCAUGGCGAUCCUGCUGCAGCGGUUCGAGAUGAAGGCGUCCCCGAACUACAUCCACGCGCCGACGGUCCUGAUGCUCCUCUACCCGCAGUACGGAGCGCCGGUGAUCUUCCGGCCACGUUCGGCGCAUCCGGCAGCCUCAUAGCGCAGAUGCUUCGCCUGUCCCCCACAUUCUUUUGUUGAUUGAAACUGAUGGGAACGCCGCAGGUCUGCCUGGUGCUCGAAAGCCAUAGGACGUGUCCCAAAUACUCCUUCCGCGACCCCCUGUGUAUAUGCCAAGUGAUACUAGAAGCCAAGAAGCACUAACUUUCUGUCCUAGCCUGCGCCUCGGGGCCUACCCAGGUUGCCCGCCGGAAAUGCCCUCGUUAAUAGACCAGAUCAGGCCCAGCCUUUUUUGUUCCCUGCCCCAUGGCGUUUGUGUGGUAUGUGUAUGUAUUUGUAAUCUGUAUAGAGGUUUGCUAUUCCAUCUUCUACGUUCCUAGUAGAGACGAAAAUGCAAUGGGAAAAAAACAGAGAUUGAGAACAAUAGCAUUUGUUUAACUUGUACUCCCUCUGUUUUUUUAUUUGUCACGCUUUAGUUUAAAAAUAUUUUAACGGGCAACGAAUAUUCGAGAA